AGGUGGCGCCGUGGCUCCAGUGUGAUGGAGUUUAUAUCAUCUGUGGAUUAAACAUUCAGUUAUUAACAUUCAUACAGAGGAUAUAAUGGGGUUACAGUAAAAUAACACGAUAAAGCUAGUGUGAGGAGCCGAGAGGCUUCAACUCCCUCCUGCCCUCAACACACAGGGUCUUCAGGAUGGAACCAGCAGAAGAGGAUCGGUGCUCAUUUAGGAAGUCUCCACACACUCCUGGUCCUGGUUCCAGUUCCGGUCCUCAUCCUGAUCACUCACAGGCGGGGACUCGCCCCGGUCCUGAUGGAGGAACGUCGGUCGCUGUCGGACGCGUCACUCCUGUGGACAAAAAGAACAGAAGGUUCCGGAAGAAGCCCGUAAAAGUGGAGGAACCCGACGGACGUUAUGUCUGCACAGAAGCAUCUGUGGAUCACGUGACCUCUGAGAACCAACAGAACGAAGGACUGAAGAUUGUGAAAGUAGAAGAUGUUGAAGAUUCCCUGUACUGUGAGGAGUGCAAAUCCUUCUUCGUCACCAAGUGUGAGGUCCACGGUCCACCCGUCUUCGUCUCCGACACCGCCGCUCCCAUGGGGGUCACCGACCGAGCCAGGAAAACCCUCCCCCCUGGUCUACAAGUCCGAGAGUCCGGUAUUCCUAACGGCGGUCUGGGGGUGUUUAAUAACGUCGAGGCGGUUCCGCUCGGGACUCACUUCGGACCCUAUCAGGGGGAACUGGUGGAUAAAGAGGAAGCCAUGAACAGUGGAUACUCCUGGGUGGUCUCCAAGAGAGGGCAGGGUGAGGAGUACAUCGACUCCAAGAGAGAGACUCAUUCUAACUGGAUGAGGUACGUGAACUGCGCCCGGACCGAUGAGGAGCAGAACCUGGUGGCGUUCCAGUACCGAGGGGGGAUUUAUUACCGGUGCUGUCGACCCAUCGAACCGGGGCAGGAGCUCCUGAUGUGGUGCGACGAGGAGUACGCCAAGGAUCUCGGCGUCACGUUCGACUCCUUCUGGAACAGGAAGUGCUCCUCAAACGAAACCAACACGUCGCUGCAAAUCUUCUCCUGCUUCUGGUGCCCGCUGUCCUACACGUCUCAGAACUACUUCUACAAGCACAUCAGAAGAUGCCACAACGACAAAUACGAGACGCUGGUGAAGUCGGGGGAGAUCGACUACGACAACGUGACGCCCACCACCAGCUCCAGCCUGCACCAGAAGCAGAAGGAGAUUCACCAGUGCUCGUACUGCGAGAAGAGCUUCAUCAACCAGAGCAACCUCCAGCGGCACGAGCGCAUCCACACGGGCGAGAAGCCGUACGAGUGCGCCGACUGCGGCAAGUGCUUCAGCAACCAGUGCAAUCUCAAGCUGCACCAGCGCAUUCACACCGGGGAGAAACUCUACCACUGUUCGCUGUGCGGAAAGAGCUUCACCCGGCAGAGCCACCUCGAGUCGCACCAGCUCACGCACACCGGCGAGAAGCCCUAUCACUGUUCGGUGUGCGGCAAGAACUUCAGCGGGAGUAGCAAUUUCAAAAAGCACCUGCGCGUUCACACCGGCGAGAAGCCCUACAAGUGCUCGGAGUGCGAGAAGAGCUUCAGCGACAGCAGUAGCCUCCGCCAGCACUUCCGCCUCCACACGGGGGAGAAGCCGUACCACUGCUCGCAGUGCGGGAAGACCUUCACGCACCAGAGGAACCUGCAGAUACACCAGCGCCUUCACACCGGAGAGAAACCCUAUCAGUGUUCCAUGUGUGGGAAGAAUUUCGCCCAGCAGAGCAACCUCAGGGCGCACGAGCGCAUUCACACCGGGGAGAACCUGUACAACUGCUCGAAAUGUGGACAGACCUUUAACUACUCGAGUACACUGAAGAGGCACAAGUGCCCCAACGUGGGGCCGGCGGACGUGGCGAAGCUGAACGAGUGGUCAAGCCCAGAGGAAAAAGCUGAAUGAAUAUGAACAUGAGGUCAAGCUGUAUUAGGUGUAUUAUUGUAUAAGUAUUGUUCAAGUUAAAGAACCAUGGCUGAGUAGUUUAAUCAAUAUAUAAUCCUGAUAUUAUUUCAGAUUUUCAGUGUUUAUUUGGGAAGGGGGGGGUCAUUACUGUAUUUAAAAUUAAUUACCUAACAUUAGAUAAUGUUACCAUUACAGUAACUUCAGUUCUCGGUCACAUGACGUGGAGAGAUACUUCACCUCUGUAGGAGUGAAGGUGGUCCUGGAGGAGCAAGAAUGAUGGGAGCUGUCCGGCUUCAGUGGGUUAAAUAGCUGGGGGUUCCAUCCCAUCAUACAGCGAAUAUUACUUUCAUAAAGCCGCUAGUCUUUGCAUCAUGGUAAGGGCGUGAAUUUUGAACUGUAAUAUUCGUUUUUUUGGAUUUAAAUAAAGAAUCAUCUUGUACGUGUAAAUCUCAAACUGCUGAGGUGACGUGUUAAUGAGAGGUCAUAGGAGAGUGGCCAGCCUGUGAGCAGACAAACAUCUCAGAUUACACAACACAUCGGUCUUGCCAGCCAAAAACAAGAGUAGUCUGGAAUGUCUUUGUCAUGUAUACAUAUACACGUGUACACAUGACAUUAAAACACUCUGUCCAUUUCAUCAGCUCCACU
Molecule: messenger RNA, 2585 nt
Organism: Trichomycterus rosablanca
Lineage: Eukaryota; Metazoa; Chordata; Actinopteri; Siluriformes; Trichomycteridae
Product: histone-lysine N-methyltransferase PRDM9-like
Exons: 8
Coding region: 177-1940 (587 amino acids)
Biological process (GO): regulation of gene expression
Cellular component (GO): nucleus
Molecular function (GO): histone methyltransferase activity; protein binding
Source: RefSeq, a predicted model, not a curated record